This is a messenger RNA of Aspergillus ochraceoroseus IBT 24754, 1958 nucleotides long. Its product is annotated as MFS transporter. Gene Ontology annotation, biological process: amino acid transmembrane export from vacuole. The record is from RefSeq and is a predicted model, not a curated record. The transcript has 3 exons. Gene Ontology annotation, molecular function: transmembrane transporter activity. Lineage: Eukaryota; Fungi; Ascomycota; Eurotiomycetes; Eurotiales; Aspergillaceae. Bases 76 to 1848 code for a protein of 590 amino acids.
GAAGUUGGAAAGCUUUUUUCCCUACUUCUUCUUUAGCCUCGAGUGGUCUAUCUUCGUUCUCCCUCCUUAUCCUCCAUGGCCUUCUCUCAGCUAGCAUCCUCGCCUGAGGACGCUGACUCCGAUCGGCAGCGAGGCCCGUGCUAUCCUGGCGAAGAUAGAACCCCCACCACUAAACGGGAAAUCUGGGGCUGGUACGCCUACGGGAUUGCGGCUGAAGUUUUUGCUGUCUGUGGUGUCGGUUCGUUCCUCCCUCUCACCUUGGAGCAAUCGGCUCGCGAACAAGGUUAUCUCCAGUCCAGCCGUCUUCCCUGUGUCGGCCCGGAUGCACCUGCAACUUCUGGCAAUGGAACAUCACCGAUAAAAGAGGCCUGUGUGGUCCCAUUGAUGGGAUUGGAGAUAAAUACGGCGAGUUUUGCUAUGUAUACUUUCUCUCUGGCGGUGCUUGUCCAGGCCUUGACACUCGUGUCCUUUAGCGCCCUCGCAGAUUAUGAAUACAACCGGAAAACUUUGCUUCUCACUUUCGGAUAUGUUGGCUCUGCAACCUCGAUGUUAUUCAUGUUGAUUGCGCCGUCAGUAUAUGUUCUUGGCGCUGUUUUGGUCAUAAUCGGCGUCACCUGCUUGGGAUCAUCAUUUGUGGUGUUGAAUUCCUUUCUACCUAUCCUCGUCGCCAAUGAUCCUUCCCUUAAAUCCAAACCCACUGGGGAAACUGGCGAAGAGCUACAUCGCCUUAAUACUGCGGAAGAGGAUGCAUCGCUCAGGUCGUGGACCGAUGACGAGGAACCUGGCAUUCGUUCUUCCGCCGCAAGAUUCGAAAAGACGUCGGGAUCAACAUCAACAUCGCCCGAGCUGCAGCUAUCGACCAGUAUUUCGUCCCGGGGCGUAGGUUUGGGGUAUUGUGCUGCUGUGUUCGUGCAGAUUCUUAGCAUUCUGCUUCUAUUCACACUGUCAAAGACCCGUAUAUCCAAGUCUUUCCCAACGCUCCCUCUUCGGUGCGUGCUCUUACUCGUCGGAAUAUGGUGGUGCGGGUUUACUUUCGUCUGCAAGCGUUGGCUACGUGACCGUCCUGGCCCCCCGCUGGAAGAUAUCUCCCCGGGCUCUGGAUACCGUCAGAAAUGGCGUGUAUGGUUACGCCUGGUGGGGUUUGCAUGGAAGUCGCUGUGGAAAACGAUGAAGCUAGCUGUGAGACUGCGUCAGGUGGUUAUUUUCUUGGCAGCCUGGUUCUUGCUCUCGGACGCCAUGGCCACGGUAUCUGGUACCGCAAUUUUGUUUGCGCGGACUGAGUUGCAUUUAAGCAACACUUUUGUUGGGCUGCUCUCCAUCACUGCAACAACAUCCGGAAUGGCUGGUGCAUUCCUGUGGCCGGUUGUGUCGCGGUGGUUUGGCCUAGCGUCGAACCAUACGGUGUUAUUGUGUCUGGCUUUAUUCGAGAUUAUCCCGCUAUACGGCAUGUUGGCUUACAUACCGGUAGUACAGAAAUGGGGAGUGCUAGGGCUACAACAGCCUUGGGAGAUCUUCCCGCUUGGUGUUAUCCAUGGGGUCGUUUCAGGAGGUCUUUCAUCAUACUGUCGGUCACUGUUUGGCGAGUUGAUCCCUCCAGGAAGCGAAGCGGCCUUUUAUGCCCUCUACGCUGCGACAGACAAAGGCAGCUCGUUCGUAGGCCCCGCAAUCGUUGGCGUGCUCAUCGAUGCCACCGGGUCAGUACGAUCGGGGUUUGUAUUCAUUGCGGUACUGAUCCUGCUGCCCAUGCCAUUGAUUUGGCUAGUAAAUGCGGAUCAAGGACGACAUGAUGCCAUCUCAAUGGCUGAGCAUUCACGCGCUGGCGAAGAGGGAGAAGGUUUACUAAGGUAAACUGACGUCUCUCAUUAGAGGCCAAAAAUUACAUAUAUAGAUAAGAAUAUAUAGAACUAGCCAACGACCCCUGAAACGCUAAAGAUGAACCAAAUCCCAUUCCAAAUCGC